GAUGCUAUACACGUUCCAUAACUUCCGUACAGUCGCUGAACACUGUACAGUUCUGUAGGACCACGGUAGGAAAAAUUGAAUUGAUAAUGUCGGUAGCACUUGGAAUGUGCGAGACACCCGGCUGUAACGCCGUUGCAAGUCUGCAAUGUCCAACUUGCUUAAAAAUCGGUAUCCAGGGUUCAUAUUUCUGCAGCCAAAAUUGUUUCAAGGGUAGUUGGAAAACGCAUAAAGUCAUCCAUCAAUUAGCGAAGGGAGAAAAUGGAAAGAAAGUGAGCGACAGUUAUAAUCCUUGGCCAGCCUACAAUUAUACUGGGAAAUUACGGCCGUAUGAAAAGGAGCAGCGUAGAGAGGUUCCCGAGCGUAUCGCUCGACCAGACUAUGCCUUACAUCCAGCUGGAAUACCACUGAGUGAACAAGCUGUAAAAGGUUCUGGCCAGAUAAAAAUUCUCGACGAUGAAGAAAUCGAAGGCAUGAGGGUCGCGUGCAAGCUCGGCCGAGAGGUCUUGGACGAAGCUGCAAAGACGUGUAACGUUGGUGUUACAACAGCCGAAAUUGAUAGAGUUGUGCAUGAAGCUUGCAUCGAAAGAGAUUGCUACCCAUCGCCGUUAAAUUACUAUCAGUUUCCUGCCAGCUGUUGCACCUCUGUCAACGAAGUGAUUUGCCACGGUAUACCCGAUACACGACCCUUGCAGGAUGGCGACAUUUGUAACGUCGACGUUACGGUAUAUCACAACGGCUUCCACGGAGAUUUGAAUGAGACCUUUUUAGUGGGUAAUGUAAAGCCGGAAGUAAAGAAAUUGGUAGAAGUGACGUACGAAUGCUUGGCCAAGGCUAUUGACAUUGUGAAACCUGGUGAAAAGUACAGAGAGAUUGGUAAUGUCGUGCAAAAGCAUGCGCAAGCGCAUGGUCUCAGCGUCGUCCGUAGCUACUGCGGCCAUGGAAUUCAUCGUUUGUUUCAUACCGCGCCGAACGUGCCGCAUUAUGCCAAAAAUAAAGCGGUAGGUGUUAUGAAACCCGGACACUGCUUCACAAUCGAGCCAAUGAUAUCCCAAGGUACAUGGAAGGACGAAACAUGGCCCGACAAUUGGACCGCCGUUACAUUGGAUGGUCAAUGGUCAGCGCAAUUUGAACAUACGCUUUUAGUAACGGAGACUGGUUGUGACAUUCUCACGAAACGGCUCGUGAAUAACGGUAGGCCAUGGUUUAUAGAUGACUUGUAGUAGCAUUUUUCUCCCUACAAGUUUUAUUUCCCUACAAGAUUUUAACUCGUGUGAAUCGACAAGAGUCUAGCGUGUAAGUUGGCUCGUUGAGAAAGUUGAGUAACCUUUUUGUUUUUGCAAAUGUAUAGUAAUAAAAAAAUUAAUAGUACAGUUGAGUUACCCUUCCAAUUUUGCGUCCUGUGCAAGAGGCAUCUGUUGUAAAUAGCAUUUGCCAGUGCAUAACAAUUUUUAAUAAAAACAAUUGUAAAUUUUGCCAAGGUUUUGCAAGGCGAGAGAAAACAAGUUAAAGAUAUGAAAUAUCUAAUAAACUAAUUUGUACU
Vollenhovia emeryi is the source of this 1540-nucleotide messenger RNA. Its product is annotated as methionine aminopeptidase 1. The transcript is spliced from 6 exons. Bases 87 to 1220 code for a protein of 377 amino acids. Gene Ontology annotation, biological process: proteolysis. Gene Ontology annotation, molecular function: metalloaminopeptidase activity. The record is from RefSeq and is a predicted model, not a curated record. Lineage: Eukaryota; Metazoa; Arthropoda; Insecta; Hymenoptera; Formicidae.